ACGCCAUAAAACACCUGUAAAAGAAAGAAGAAAGUUCUCGAAAGGCGGUGUCGUCUCUGUAAAAGUCGAAACCCUAACUCUUUAAGAUUCUUAUUGGCGGCGUUUAUUUCACCGGAAAAUGGCGUCAUUCGAGCAAGCACCAGGAGGCGAUGCUAAAGUCGGAGAGAAGAUAUUCAAAACCAAGUGCGCUCAGUGCCACACCGUCGAAAAAGGAGCCGGUCACAAGCAAGGGCCAAAUCUGAAUGGUCUUUUUGGAAGGCAAUCUGGCACCACAGCAGGGUAUUCUUAUUCUGCUGCCAACAAGAAUAUGGCUGUGACCUGGGGAGAGAAUACACUCUAUGACUACUUACUAAACCCUAAGAAGUAUAUCCCUGGAACAAAGAUGGUUUUCCCUGGAUUGAAGAAACCACAAGAUCGAGCUGAUCUUAUUGCUUAUUUGAAGCAAUCAACUUCUUGAAUGAUAAGAUUUCAUUCCUUUUAUUUUCAAUGGGACUUAACUACAUCACAUACUGACUUUUGUUGCAAAUAACUUCAUGUCAUGUUGGACAUGGCUUCAUGGACAUACAUGCAUGUUCCUAGGUUUCAGGUUUCCCUUUUAUGAGGCACUUAUUGUAGUUUUUGUGUCGAAUUAGAACAAAUACUUUGGGAAACAAGAUUUAUAUCUUUUGUUUGGUGGCAAAUGGCAAUGGCAUGUUGGGUUUAAUAUAAA
This is a messenger RNA of Lactuca sativa (garden lettuce), 709 nucleotides long. RefSeq names its product cytochrome c. Gene Ontology annotation, molecular function: heme binding; electron transfer activity. The record is from RefSeq and is a predicted model, not a curated record. Lineage: Eukaryota; Viridiplantae; Streptophyta; Magnoliopsida; Asterales; Asteraceae.